Molecule: messenger RNA, 5808 nt
Organism: Botrytis porri
Lineage: Eukaryota; Fungi; Ascomycota; Leotiomycetes; Helotiales; Sclerotiniaceae
Exons: 6
Coding region: 1-5808 (1935 amino acids)
Source: RefSeq, a predicted model, not a curated record
AUGGGGAAAAGGGACGACAUAUGUUCCUUCCUUGGAUAUGAAAAAGAUAACCCAACGAAAGAUCGUCGGAAUCUGUUAAAAUCUACUUCUGCGUUUUUGGCCGAUUACGAAGCUCGUGGGAACAAGGUUUAUGGUAGGAAAGCCGAGUCUAUUGGAAGUCGACUGUGUGCUGUGAAUUUUCUCGAAGAAGAAGGUAGAGGGGACAGGUUUUGGCCGCCAACAUCAGAUGGAAGCCUCGUUUACGAACAAGCUCGUGAUAAAGAAAUUAUUAUCGAUCAUGUAGCCGAUCUAUUUCUCAUCCACGCAAGAUCCAACUAUAGCAAAUUGCAUGCGAAACGGAGGAGCCAAAAACACAAUGCUACCUCCCCACCAUCAAAUGUUUACAAUGAACGUAUUAGCAACAAACGCUCGGCCUUGAGUACUCCUGAAGAAGCGUACUUGGAAGAUGAAGAGCCACAAUUUACUUAUAGUUCAUCUUUAAUGACCAUCAAGCCAGAAUUAUGCCUUACACCAUGGUUAGAUCCGCCAAAAAGAUUUGACCGUAACGUGGCUAUGCCGUGGGCAGAGCGUAUUGACCCCAAAAAUCUUCCAGAUCCACCAGUCCGAUUGGGAAAGGAUUGGUUGUCACAGAAAAGCGUACAAUGGCCCAGUGCAGUUGAUAAGGAAAUUCAGUACUUUAUGCAUAGAUGGUUAUUUUAUUAUACGAAUGAAUUAGAGAAUGGCACAGAUGAUGGGAUUCAAAGCCUCGUGAGCCUCUUGAGAAAGAAAGAGGGCACAGGUGCGGAGCUCGACAGCACGCAACUUCGAGAAUUCAGAAAGCGAAUUAUCGAUAGAGUGAGACAUUGGACAGAGACAUUCAUCAAUCACCAGUUUGUCGAAUUACAAGCCGACGGUGUUCCUCAGAUGACCGCAAGAUUUCGCGCAAUAUGGACAACCUUAAAGUAUGACGCGCCGACCCCUCGCGUCAGUAAUCGCAGACGUAGUGUUGAAGAAGAAAUGCCGCCAGAGACCCAUCGCAAGCGACGAAAACUUUCGAAGAAAUGUGAAGAAAAUGCGCUAGAUAGUAGUAGAUCCAAGAGAAAGCCUUGGACCGAGAAUGCAUGGAGACGCAAGACAAUUCCACCUCCCGCGGACAUGACUUUUCCGAAUCUGAUGUCGAGAAAAAGCUCCAACAUCGAUCCCGUGACCGUUAUGGUGACGACUCGGGCCAGUGUUAACGAAGAAGACAGUGAUGAAGAGAGAUUUCAAAAGUGCGAAGUACAUGAUGGGUCUGAGCACACGAUCCGAGAUUCAAAGAUUUCCGUUGAGAUACCCUCACCUUCCAAAUCUAACAAAGCUGAUGUGUUCAUCAAGAUGGAAGAGGAAUCUGCUAUAGAGGUGUCACAGCUAGGGACGGCAGUCAUCGAAGUAUUGGACGAUGAGCGAUCCAGCGAAGCAACAAAAGUAGUAGUGCCUACUCAAGGGGCAGUCAUCAAACCCCCAUCUCCAAAUCCAGAUGAUACAAUGGCACUUGAGAAAACGCCUCCACAUGUGCAGGACAGCAUGAAAGGUCCCGAAGCCAAGUCAACUCUUUCAUACCAAUCAAGCAAUACGUCAGAGAGUCGAAAUCUCUUAUCACAGUCUGACAUGCCAGAUGCCAUUGUCAUGCCAAACCAAUCAUCGAAAAUAAUCGCAGAUGGUCCUCCAAAGGACAAGGUGAUCGAUGCUCAAGCAGAAUUAAUUGACUCUUAUCAAUUAUCAACCCAGGUUGAGCAUUCGAGUCAACUUUUACAGACUGCAACCACACCUUCGUCUCCAAAAGUCGAAGGAGAUCUAGAAUUUCGUAUCGAAGUGAGCACUCAGCCGACCGACCUUGACGGGAAAGACUUGACCGAAGCGUCCAUUCCAAAGCAAUUAAAAGAAUCGGUCGAUGAGCCUCGAAUCGCCGUCGCAACGAACCAUCAAACUUUGACCGAAAUUGAGGAUCACAAUGUCUCGGAUUCUAUCACCCCACCAGAGACUCAAUCGUCAGAAACCCCAAGAAAAUAUGGCCCUUUCAACGACAUUAAGAUUUUGAACCAGCUUUUCUCGACCAAUGGCUCCCGAACCACAGAUACCCACCGACAGCGUGGUACUUCUAGCAUUUCACCAACAUCAAGCGCUGAUAAGCAUACACAUGAAAUGGACAAGAAUUCCUUUCCGACAAACGCAACCCAGAAGCACGUAUUGCCACAAGCCUCGUCAUCGAUCGAACUUGCUCCAAAAGAAGGUUUUGAAAAGCUGUCGGACCAGGGCGAAAUACCCAUGACUAAUAAAGCAUCCAUGGAGGGUUCAAGUACGUCGUCGCAAAGUGCAAAGACUGACACGCCUCAAUCUAGUCAUUCCAUUCAGAUUUCCUUGUUAGAUGUUCUAGAAACAAGGCAGAAAGUGUUCGAGAACAAUGGUUCUAGUUUGACACGAACCCCCUUGCCGUCAGGUCCAUUGACGUCUGAGACCGGUCAGGAAACUUCAAAUCUGUUGCCUAUUGUCGGGCAAGCUAUAACGACCGCAUCUGAACACCCCAAACCAAAUAUAUUAUCUCAAAUACCACCUCGGAAUCCUGUCCAGGAAACUCAAGCAGCCUUUCGUGAUUCAUUGGUUUCAGGUUUCCAACCUAUAAAUCGGCCGAUAUCUAGUCUUGCUUCACAAGCUCCCCCCACUCCCAUUUCUCAUAGUUUUCCGGGUGUACAUAAUUCAUUGAUUGCGCCACAAGAACCUCGAGAUCAACGACACAACCAGCAGAUACAUGAGACGCCAAAAGCGAGUGAAGCCAUAUUCUCACAAAAUCAUACAAGGGAACUAGGCAGAUCAUCAGAUCCCUCCUGGACCAGGAACGUCAAUCUCAACUCAUAUCCGGUGAACUCUCAGAAUGGCGUCUAUCCUAUGGCCUUUGUUAGUAAACCGACCGCAUCAAACGUGUGGAUGCAAGAAAACUCCCGAAAAAGGCAGUCAGAGCGAACGUAUACCAAGCCUCGGAAAACAAGAUCAAGAAAGAAGUCAGCGCCAUGCGAGAAGCCGACUACGGAUUCUGGAACUCUUCAAUACACACUGGCUUCAUCAGCUCCCGCGACCCAAAAUGUAACGCCUUCUGUGAUGCAAACACAAUCUCCGCGACAGCCUGGAUAUGACCAAGAGUGCUCUCCCAAGCCACCACAUCCAGAACUCAUCACGCAUCUGAGAAUUAUGGACGAAAAGAUGGGUACGAAUUCUGGAGCAUCUUAUCAGCACCAUCUCAGGACAAUUAAUUCUCCGAUAUUCUCAAAUCAUCAGUUGAAUACUCGUGGUCGGAAUCUAGAUCAGAAUUUGGCGACAACCUACGAUGCCAGGCAGGAGCAAAAUAUCUUGAACCCCCUCGUCUUACAAGAUAAGAUGCAUUCAGAGCGAAAGCGAUCGUCAGAGGAUUGGGAUACUACUAAGAGUCCUGUGGGUAUGCAUCAUGCGACUUCUGUUGAGUCUCCAGCACAGUCCCAGCGAGCUUCCAGCAUGUCGCAAAAACGACCGUCACUCCCCGAAAAUAUACAAAUCUCUCGCAUGGAGCAAGAGAGGUUUCAGCACGGUAUGCAAAAAAACAGAAGAUUGCCCAAUGCUGGGGAAAAUAAACUUGACUCUCAAAAUGGCAAGCAGGAGAUGCCCAACCUUCCGAAACUUGACAUACAAAUCAAAAUCAAUCCUGGGGCGACUACAGCUCGGAAUCAAGUGCAGUUUAAGGAGACUUUUCAAAGCAGAGCUGACAUUGAAACUCGUAAUCAGCGGCCCGAAUCUGCAAAUAUGGGUCAGUCCGAAUCAGUGCGUCUGCGAGAGACGGAAACGAGGCAUGGUGCUCCUAUUAGUAGCGGAGCGGGGCAUAAGAUCUACAAAAGCCCUUCACUGUCAAGCCCCAAGACAUCACAAUUUCUCAAGGACCUACAGGGGACGCAAGAUAGAGUUUAUAAUCAUGUCCAACAGUCAAACUCAGCACAAACCAACCAGCAUCUCAACCAACAGUCACAAGGGCCGAAGACUCAUAGCCAAAUUCAAGUCAACUCUUCCUCUCCAGAACUGUAUCGAUCGCAGGACCCAUGGUGGAACUCGUUAGCUACUGAUUAUAACAUCUCCACAAUUCCCAAACAGCCAUCAAGAUAUGCCCCGCAAACUGAUACCAAUAUUUUACACAAUCGCACGAUGAGCAACACUACUCCAGUCUCAAUAGUACCGGGUGCUUCACAGGUCCAAAUAGGAGGUCCAGGGUCACUACCUGACACGAGACAAGUUGCACCCCAAGCAACAGAACGUCCGCAGUCCACAGGAGGUCAGGCAUCCAAAGUAUCUUACCAAGCACCAGAGAGCCAAUGCGCCAAGUAUCCUUCAACAAAGCCACCUAGUACAGAGCUCUCACCGGGGCAAAGUUACUCCGUUAAUGAACAUGCGACACAGUCGUCACAGACUCAGCAGUUUAAUCCAUCGGGUCAAAUUGCGCAAUCGCAAUUUGGCGUUCGACCCUCAACUUCUCAAAAUGAAUUCUCAAAGCAAGCUCCGAGUGAGUCGUCGAACGAAAGCACACCAUCACCGGCCAGCCAGUCUCAUCGGCCUGUAACUCAAGCUUUGAAUCGUCCUCUCACAUCAUCGAAAAGUCAAUACAAGAACAACGCGACCAGUCAGCCACCAAAUACACAAACACUUACCUUUUAUCGUCAAGCUAUCAAUCAGCAUCCUGUUCAAUCCACUAUCAACCACAGUCCAGUGACACAAAAUCAGUUUGUCAAUCGCCCCCCUACGCAAUUUUCUCCUGUACAGGCGUCAUUUCCCCGGAACCAAUAUACUGGCCCAUCUCAAACACAACAAGAUUCUACAGCUCCGGGUUCUUACAAUACAGAGCAUGUUGGACAACAGAGAGCAACUUCACAGUGCCAGUAUCCAAAACGGCCACAGCAACUGCAACAGCCAGCUGAGCCACAAAAUAAUACGACGCACCCACAGAAGAAAAUUUACAAUGAGCAGAAUCUUCUUGAUCAUACACAAAGUAGAUUGAAUAGCUCGAGUCCUCGAACUGUAAUAGAUUUAGUCAGUGCAUCUCCAAUGCAGUCCCCAACAAUCCAGAUCCCUGCAUCUCAAUCGUCAUUAGCAACUACGAUGUCUGCUAUACUAAACCCUAAGCUUCCGCCAACGCCGCCAACGCCGCCAACACCAGCUAUCGUUCCUACUACUGGGUCAGAUUCCAUGUCAAAGUAUCCACCCAAUACCCAAUCUAUGUCUGGAAACCCUCUGGAAAAACAAACCUCGGCCGUUGUACCCACUCCCAAGAUUAAUAAUACUUCUCGUCAUUAUCAUCCAGCCAUAUAUUCUCCACAGCAGCAAACAGCCGUUGUAAACUCUACGCCUAAAAUCGACACCACAUCUCAAUACUCGCACCCCACCCAAUCACUAGUUACGCCACAACAAACACCGACAACACCUCAAGGGGCGGGGCCGAAACUCGACUUCUAUCUCCAACGGUCCAGUUCCCUAAUUGACACCAGUAUUUCUUUCUCUUAUCAAUACAUGGAAUCACUCUCCUUGUUGAAUUUGUUCGCAUUUUUCUCUCAACGCUCCGGUAUACCUCUAGAGAGAUUAGACGACCUUACCUUCCGAUGCAUGUUUGGAGAAUAUCAACAAUUCGUGAUUGGAAAGAAUAUGGGAGACGGAGAGUGGAAGCGAGUACGAAAGAGAAUAUGGAGGAAUUGGGACAGAGAUGUUAAAUCUGCGAAACAAACUGGAGAUGAUGAAGAUGACGAAUUUUGGGAGGUUAACAUUUUAAUUGGUAGAUGUGCAUAG